GGAAGCCUUCCGUCACCCAGCUGUCGCAACAAGCUCCAAGAAGCUCCACACCUCACGAUCCCUCUGUCUAGCUGCUGUGCGAACGACAACAGCCAUAUCUCACCGAGCCCUGCAUCUUCCCUUGACCCCUAGAGACCACCAUUUCAUCUCUUUGUAUCACUUCUGCACCCUUCACUACAACACUUGGAAAUCUCCAAUUGCCCGAUAACCACCCGCAAUCAUGUCUGGCGCAGCAGACCGUGAAGCCGUCUUUCCCACCCGGCAAUCGCUGGGUAUCAUGAAAGCAAAGCUCAAAGGCGCCGAAACAGGUCACAGUCUCCUCAAAAGAAAGAGUGAAGCUCUCACCAAACGCUUCCGCGAAAUCACCCGCCGCAUCGACGAAGCCAAGCGCAAGAUGGGCCGCGUAAUGCAAAUCGCCUCCCUCUCCCUCGCCGAAGUCACCUAUGCCGUCGGCGGCAACAUAGGGUACCAAAUCCAGGAAUCCGCCAAAUCCGCCCGCUUCCGCAUCCGCGCCAAGCAGGAAAACGUCUCGGGCGUCCUCCUCCCCGCGUUUGAGAGCUACCAGACCGAGGGGAACAACGACUUUGCCAUGACGGGUCUCGGCAAGGGAGGUCAGCAGGUGCAGCGGUGUCGCGAGACGUAUGCGAGGGCGGUGGAGGCGCUCGUGGAGCUGGCGAGCUUGCAGACGGCGUUCGUGAUUUUGGACGAGGUCAUCAAGGUGGUGAACAGGCGAGUGAAUGCCAUUGAGCAUGUCAUUAUUCCCAGGACGGAGAAUACCAUCAAGUAUAUCAACUCGGAGCUUGACGAGCUGGACAGAGAGGAGUUUUACAGACUGAAGAAGGUUGCCGGCAAGAAACAGCGAGACACAGCCGAGCAAGAUGCCGAGAUGAAGGCUAGGAAAGAAGCGCAAGCUGCAGCUGCAGAUGAGCAGAACCAAGCGCCAAAUGCCGCGGCGGACGACGCGCCAGCUGAUCUGUUGGCUGCGGAGGAGGACGAAGAUGUCAUCUUCUAAGGGAGUUGUUGGGCUUGGACCAUCGAGCGUUGUUGUCACUGUCGCAUGUUGGAAGGGUGUGGUUAGAGUCAUUGGUCAGCACAUUGAGUUUCAUUAGGCAUAGGCGCAAUCCGGGAGUUGCUUGUUUCCAUGUUUCUAUUUCAUUGGGUAUCUCUAAUUCCCUUCGCUGAGGCAUCAAUGAGCCGAUUACGCUAAACCUGUACCAUUCGGAGCAUUACAUCCUACUUUACCUAUCAAACCAGUUAUAUGUGGUAUCUCAACUCCAACCCCCAGCUUACUGGCGCUGGUACGUGACCUUCAUCGUCUUCUCGCCAUUCUUCAGCGCCAUGCCAGCAGUAUUCUCCUUGGCAGUAAUAGCCCCGGCUUCUGCGUCGUACUCGACGAAAGCAAUCCCGCUGCGACCAGGGACAGUACGGACUUCGCGGAAACCUUCGAAGCGGCUGAAGAUACCAGUGAGCUCGUCCUUGCCAAAGUCGUCGGGGAGGUUCUGAACGAAGAGAAUGCGGUUGGGUGGGAGGUAUUCGUCGGGUACGACAGCGGCGGCACCAGCACCGGUGGACUUGAGGCCGGCACCACGAGCGUUCUUGGUUGGGCGGCCACUGACGGCGGUUUCGGCACCUGGAAGAGGACGCUUGAGGCGCUUUUGCUCUUCGGCUGUUUCGAGCGCCUUCUUUUUGUCUAUUGAUAAUUCAUGUUAAAACCAAGUUCAAAACGGAGAAAUGUUAACGAGGGCAUACCCUUCUCUGCCAUGCGCCGGCGCUUGUGGGCAUCAAACUCCUCCUCGUUGCCGGUCUGUUUAACGGUGGCAUCGCUUCGAGUGCGGGCAAGGGCGACUUGCAUGGGCUUCUCGAACAACUCGAACCCCUGGACUUCUUCGAUAGCCGCGAGGGCGGACUCGGGCUUGUCGAAAACAACAAAUGCCUGGCCCUUGGCCUUGAGGUUGGUCUUAACAACGAUAUCGAUCACAUUGCCGUACUCGGAGAAGAUGGCCAUGAGGGCUUCCUUGAGCGGUUCGGGCUUGACGCGCUCUUCGAGGUUGCGCACGUAGACACUAUGCGAUAGAGGAUUGUGUUAGUUGAUUCCAAUGCGACGCGAUACCUGGGAUGGCUGAUGCCUUGUAUGUGUCGGAGUGCAAUGACACAUACGUGGCGAUUGGCUGUUGUCCUGAAGCCAUUUUUAUCUUUGUUGAUGAUGUUUAUGAUCAGGCAGCAACUGCUGAUUUGUUUGCAAAAUGUUGAAUGUUGUGGUUGAACUCGGAAAGGUUUUUUGAUGAUUGGAGGACAAGACAUGAAGUUGGAGAUUGGAGACGGUGCCAAAACAAAGUGGGCC
Molecule: messenger RNA, 2341 nt
Organism: Podospora pseudocomata
Lineage: Eukaryota; Fungi; Ascomycota; Sordariomycetes; Sordariales; Podosporaceae
Gene: VMA8
Product: H(+)-transporting V1 sector ATPase subunit D
Exons: 5
Coding region: 221-1012 (263 amino acids)
Biological process (GO): vacuolar acidification
Cellular component (GO): fungal-type vacuole membrane; vacuolar proton-transporting V-type ATPase complex
Molecular function (GO): proton-transporting ATPase activity, rotational mechanism
Source: RefSeq, a predicted model, not a curated record